Linum trigynum is the source of this 438-nucleotide messenger RNA. The record is from the annotation of a GenBank genome assembly. NCBI's taxonomy places the organism in Eukaryota, Viridiplantae, Streptophyta, Magnoliopsida, Malpighiales, Linaceae.
AUGCUGGACGUGUUGUUCCUCCUCGAUUUUCUCUACCUUGAUAGAGAUAUGCACAAUGAGGGUCUCGCGAGAGAUGGGUCCGAUUACUCUGCCAGUCGGGUCACGAGCUGGAUUAAAGAUGUCCGGAAGCCUUUUAAAGCCACGAUGCAUUCCAGUCGUGUGACGGUCCCGCACCACGCGAUUAUAAUGUCCUUGCGGACGAGGGUUUUGGUGGUAUCAUCGUUGAAGAAGGCGACGUAUUCGAUCCAACUGGCGAUUCAGCUCGAGGGAUUGAAAGAACUAGCGACGAGGGAAUCAACACUUGCAUCGCCACCGACGUGGCCUGUAUUCUCCUUGCGACCACCAGCGUGGCGGCCGACGGAAUCACUUUUGGCCGCGUGGAGAAGAUGGUUUGGGGUUUGGAGUUAUAAGAAGAACGACCAAAAAGGUGGAAGAUGA